Molecule: messenger RNA, 267 nt
Organism: Aspergillus calidoustus
Lineage: Eukaryota; Fungi; Ascomycota; Eurotiomycetes; Eurotiales; Aspergillaceae
Source: the annotation of a GenBank genome assembly
AUGGCCCGCGGAAACCAGCGCGACAAAGCUCGUGAGAAGAACCUCAAGGAAGCGGCGAAGAAGAAAUCCUCCAACACGCUGUCCGGGUCGGAGUUCCAGCGCAAGAAGGAGGAUGAUGCUUUGAAGAUGCGCGAGAAGCAGGCUAAGGCCAGCCAGUUGGAUCGGGAGGAGGCGCGGAAAUUUCUCGUUGUUCAUUCUUCGCCCCCAGCCCUGGGCUGGACAGCUCACAGGGGCUGGGCCAGACUGCAGGUUGCGAGGGACAAAUAA